This is a messenger RNA of Calypte anna (Anna's hummingbird), 1420 nucleotides long. RefSeq names its product transmembrane protein 178B (gene TMEM178B). Bases 1 to 885 code for a protein of 294 amino acids. The transcript is spliced from 4 exons. Gene Ontology annotation, cellular component: membrane. The record is from RefSeq and is a predicted model, not a curated record. Lineage: Eukaryota; Metazoa; Chordata; Aves; Apodiformes; Trochilidae.
AUGGCUGCUGGAAGGUUACUGCUGUAUGCUGGCCUCUCUUUAGCUCUGUGUGCCCUGGGCAUGCUGGCUGUGGCAAUUUGCUCUGACCAUUGGUACGAAACUGAUGCCAGGAAGCACAGAGAGAGGUGCAAGAGCAUCACCACUAAGAGAAAUGACCCUGGCUUCAUUUAUAACUCCAACAACAACCUGCCUCUCAGGGCCAGCAGGUCUAGGUUGGACCGCUGGGAAGGGAAACUCCUCUUGGCAAGGAACAGGAGGCAGAUCUUCGCUAUGAGCGCAGUCGACGAGUGCAACAGACAGUACAACUCAACCAACAUGGGGCUCUGGAGGAAAUGCCACCGACAAGGAUUUGACCAAGAGCUGGAGGAGCUGAUUGCCAAAGGAGCAAUUGAGAGGUGCACAUACAUCAAGUACCACUACUCCUCAGCGACCAUUCCCAAGAACCUCACCUACAACAUCACCAAGACAAUCCGCCAGGAUGAGUGGCAUGCAUUGCAUCUGCGCAGGAUGACAGCUGGCUUCAUGGGCAUGGCUGUGGCCAUCAUCCUCUUUGGAUGGAUUAUCGGGGUGCUGGGGUGCUGUUGGGAUCGAGGCCUUAUGCAGUAUGUGGCGGGGCUUCUCUUCCUCAUGGGAGGAACCUUCUGCAUCAUUUCACUGUGCACCUGCGUGGCUGGAAUCAACUUCGAGCUCUCCCGCUACCCCCGAUACCUGUAUGGACUUCCUGACGACAUCAGCCAUGGCUAUGGCUGGUCCAUGUUCUGUGCGUGGGGGGGCCUGGGCCUCACUCUUAUCUCUGGCUUCUUCUGCACUCUGGCCCCUUCUGUCCAACCUGUCCCCAGGACCAACUGCCCCAAAUCUAGACCUGAGAAUGGGACAGUGUGCUAAAACAAAUAGCAAACACACACAACACACACAACGAAUAUAUAUAUAUAUAUAUGUCUAUGUAUCGCUAUACAUGCAUAUAUAUGUAUAUAUAAUUAUAUAUAUAUAUAAUCUCAAAUUAAUGCCAGUGCCAAGGUAGAGCUGAGUCCAACACGGGCACUCACAUCUCCACCGGACUCCGUGUUGCUUUGUUCUUUCUCACAGCGAUGGGAAAGCUUUUCUCUCACAUGGCUCUUCCAUCCAACUCUAAACUUCAGCAUCAUACCUUAGAGGUUGAUUGAACAUAGAGUUGCACCUACCUACUGCCAUUUUUUGGGGAAGGGGAACAGGGGGUCCAUGUAGGGGAUCUGGAACCAGAAUCUGUAAAGGUCAUGGAGGGUGGGGUGGGGUGGGACAAAAUGCCUGUCCAUUGCAGUCAGAGGGAAAAUGCAAACAGCAAGCAAAGAAACAAAUCGAGCAUUUGAGACACCUCUACAAUGUACCUCCUCAAGGCCAUUAUCAGAAAAUUCCCACUUACGUUUGCUUUCUUAAAACAAAA